This is a messenger RNA of Pantherophis guttatus, 3053 nucleotides long. Lineage: Eukaryota; Metazoa; Chordata; Lepidosauria; Squamata; Colubridae. The record is from RefSeq and is a predicted model, not a curated record.
CCACAGUUUAGAGAACGGACGCCGUUGCGGCGGGAGGGGGGGCUGCGUUCGCUUCCCGAGGCAGUUGACGUCCGCGGAUGGUGCGGAGAAGCCGCCUUAACGAGGGCUCCGCUCCUCAAGCCGUGCCGGGCCUUCUCCUCCGCCCCACCGGCGAGCCGCUUACCUAACUCGGAUCAAGGAGCAAGAUGGCUCACAGCCAAACUAAGAAACGCAGGAGGAGCCGAAGUGAUUCCCGGAGCCGACGAGAGAAGGAGGAAGAUAAAAAAAAGAGGAAGAGCAGCAAAGAUUCCCGCGAGAGGAGAAGCCGAUCCCCAGCAAGCAAAAAAGAAUCUGAACCCCAGGAAUUCAGGCCGAGUUUAUCCUCUUCCAAAGACGUGAAAAAGAAGAAGAAAACGAAGAAGAAAAGGAAGAGGAAGGCCAGCUCCUCUUCCUCCGAGACCGGCUCUUCUUCCUCCUCCUCCUCUUCCAAAUCGGCCUCCUCUUCCAGUGCCUCUUCGGACGAGUCCGGCGACGAAAAGGCCAAACCCGAAAAGAAAAAGCAGAGGAGGAAGAAGGCGUCCAAAGGGAAAGACAAGAAGCGGAAAAAACGAAAAGAGAAGAAGAAGAAGAAGAAAGCCAAGAAAGAGAGGGGAAAAGAGGAGGGGGGAAGUAAGAAGGAAGAGGCCCCCGGCCCUUCGCUGGACCAGUGGCAGAAGGAGGCUGGCUCGGAUUCCGGACCAGCCCUCACGGACGAGCAGAAGUUCCGCAUCCAGGCCAUGAAGCCGAUGACAAAAGAGGAAUGGGACGCCCGCCAGAGCGUUAUACGGAAAGUCCUCGACCCCGAAACAGGCCGCAUGAGACUUAUUAAGGGCGACGGAGAGAUCCUGGAGGAGAUUGUCACGAAAGACAGGCAUAAAGAAAUAAACAAGCAAGCCAGUCGGGGCGAUGGACUUUCCUUUCAGAUGAAAAUGGGGAUGUUGCAAUAACGGGACGGACCCCUGAAAACGACAAAAGAUGAUCUCCUGGCUGUUUGCAAAGGUUUUGCCCCAACGAGCCAUGUCCGGGUGCCAAAAGGCAGGCACGGGCCACAGUUGCCCGAGCCUUGGGAGGGGGGUGUCUCUCCCCCUCCCCUUCUGCCCCAAGGGCUCCUUGGUUUUCCCCAGGGGUCACUCCAGCUGCUCUUCUUCAGCUCCCCAUCGGGUCGAGGUUAGGGAAUGUAAUUGUACCAGGUUCUUCUUGGGGGGAAAAAAAAGAGAGAGAGGAAGAGAGAGAGGAGGAUGCAGGAGAUCAAAUUCAAGGCUGCUUUUGACAGUUGGGGGGGGGCGCUUUCCAUGGGAUUCCUUGCAGCUCAAGAGGCCGCCGGUCUCCCUCGUUCUGUAUUUUGGCGAUCUGGGAGGGAAGCUGAGCAAAGGAACCACUUCCCCAUCACGCUGAGAAAAACCGCGAUGCAAUCCUUCCAUCAGAGACUGGGCUACCCGCAGCUGCUCCUGACCAGGAGGGAGAAUGACUCAUCCUCUCCCUGGUCCAGCUGCAGGAGGAGAACAGAACGCAGGGUCUCCUUCAAUCCACCUAGCACUACGCCACUCACACACACAAAACAAGGAGGCCCAAGAGCUUCAGGGGAAUCUGGAAUGAGGCCUUCUGGCCCAGUUCUCCGGCUGCCUCGGUGACUCAGCUCACCUUUUUAAGGCUGCAGUGAUUUCCCAGCCAGUCGAGGAAAGGUUAAAAGAGCUGUUUUAGGGUUUCCAGAGGGCCGAUUCUGGAUUUUUUGGCUGUGGGAGAAGGUUGGUCCUUCCCAGUUGGUUGGAGCCCAGAGACUGUCUGGAAAGUUGCCAGUUGCUCAGCCCCGAUGUGGGAUUUGACUGCUCGUGAGAAAGGCAAAGGACGGCAUUGUAGCUUCCUAAGCUCGUAAGAAGAAGGUCUGGCAAAACCUACUCUCUGUGCCUGAGCUGCUAGCUUAAUUCUGCAUUGGUUGCUGCAGGUUUCAUUUCAUUUCUUUCCUUCUCCUUCUCCUUCCCUCCUCCUCCUCCUCCUCCUUCCUUUUCUUCUUCCUUCCAUCCUUUUUCUAUUUUUAUUUUUCUUUCUCCUCUUUCUUCCUUUACUCCUUCUUCCUUUCAUUCGUCUCCUUUUCCUUCCAUCUUCUCUUCCUUUCCUUCUUAACUUUCUCCUCUUACUUGUAUCUUCCCCUUCUCUUCCUUUCAUUCCUCUCCUUUCCUUCUAUUAUCUUUCUCUUGCUCCUUCUCUUCCAUCUUCCCCUUCUCUUCCUUUCAUUCUUCUCCUUUUCCUCUCCUUCUCUCCUUCUCUCCUUCUCUUCUUAUUUUUCUCUUGCUCCUUCUCUUUCAUUCUUCUUCUUCUUUCUUCCAUCCUCCUUUUCCUUCUCUUCUUCUAUCCUCCUCCUUUGGCCAGAGAGCAUUCAAAGCCUUGUCAAUCAUUUAUUCUUGGAUAGCCACUUUGUGCCAUUUGCACAUAACCUUCCUUACGGGCAAGAGAUUUCCUCAUUCCCCCCCCCCCCGCCUUUCCGAUUCCUCCCGUUUCCAAUCUUGCCCUACCAGUACAAAAACUGGGUUACCCACAGGCCCAGUGGAACCACGCACCGGCCAAUUCUUAGCGUCCUUUGGCAAUCGAACAGCUGCUGAGCUAGCUUAUGUAAACUCUGCUCCCAUUACAAGCAGUUAAUUAUUAAUCCGUUCUUGGAACAGGCCGCCCAGGCUAAAUUCACCCCAAAGGGAAAAUCAAACAGAAGCACGCUCAAGAGAAAAUAUGGUAUAGUCAAGUGUGUGUUUAAAGUUCUGCAGAGCAUUUGGUCCUGCAGAGCUAAAGGUGCCGAAAUCGUGUUGGUUUCCAAAGCAUCCACUAAAGGCAGAUUUAAUAUUCUUUGAAACUCUUCGAAUGUUCUUUAAAAAAAAAAUUGGCUGGAUUGUAUCCAUUGCAUGCAUCGUUCUCUUUUUUCAAAACUGCAAGCACCAAGCUAAAAGAAUAAUUGUCCAAGCGAUCAAUACUAUGUCCAACUGGAAAUGCUUUGUACGGGGUGCUGAUGUAGCUAAUUUAACUAAUUAAAGCAGUCUUCUAAACAA